Molecule: messenger RNA, 780 nt
Organism: Hydatigera taeniaeformis
Lineage: Eukaryota; Metazoa; Platyhelminthes; Cestoda; Cyclophyllidea; Taeniidae
Source: the annotation of a GenBank genome assembly
AUUUCAUCGAACGAUGCCGUACUCUCAACUGUGACAUGCUGUCGACGAUUGAGAGAAUUCGUUCGAGUGGCAAAAAGAGCUAUUGAAUUGCAUGUCGAAUCAGUGCGUCUGGAGACCUUUAAUUCAUCUCUCUUGGAGCUUUCCCAUUCCGUAAACCAAAUGGUGGAGCAGGAGUAUGCCAAUGUCUCGGCGGGUGCUACAGGCCUCAUGAAUGCCUUCUCCCGCUCCGGUAAUAGUAGACGCAUCUCCAAUAUUAAUCCUACCAAAACGAGAAUGAGUUCAGUUCGGGGAAUUUGUGAGGGCUUAAGGCAAGGGCUCUCCCUUGUCUCUCGAACUAACACUCUCCUAGCUAGUGAGUUUGGGGAUUAUGCACCCCUUCCACCCAGAACUCAUCGUCACACUUUAGUAGUGGUCUCCGUGUUGAUCGCAGCGAGCCACAUCGUCAACUCCGGUCUUCUCCUCCUUUCUCAAUCCGAUUUAACUCGGUACACACACGCCGAACUUUGGGAGAUCACGCGAGGAAUUGAGGAAUUAAGCAUGCUCAUCGAACACGUCCAGGAGCAGUUGGACGAGAAAAAACAAUUUCAGCUUCGUUGUCUGCUCCUAGACGAAUGUCCUCUUGGUAGUAAUAAUGCACCUCUCGAGCAGCGACUCUCGGAGCUCUCCCUUCUCACUGAUCCGAUCGACAGCUUAAGGCCAGCCUCUGUGGGUCACAUAAUCUACCUUCUCGCUCGCUACCGCUCUUCAACUCCAGCUCGCAUUCUUGUCGGAGAUUUACUA